AUGGCGGCGUCCGCCGCAACAUCCAAGGACCGGCAAUUCCUUGCUGUCAUUGGCGAUGAAGACUCUGUCACCGGUCUUUUGCUCGCUGGAAUCGGGCAUGUCACCGACGGUCCAGACUCGCAAAAGAACUUCCUCGUUGUCGACUCAACCACUGAAACGGCGAAGAUCGAGGAACAUUUCCAGAAGUUCACAGAGGAAAGGAAUGACAUCGCAAUCGUUCUGAUCAACCAGCAUAUUGCCGAGCGCAUUCGCCUCAGAGUCGAUGCCUUCACCGAUCCUUUCCCCGCUGUUCUCGAAAUCCCCAGCAAGGACCACCCGUAUGACCCCGAGAAGGACAGUGUUCUCAAGCGUGUGCGCAGGUUGUUUGGAGAGUAA
Molecule: messenger RNA, 375 nt
Organism: Penicillium brevicompactum
Lineage: Eukaryota; Fungi; Ascomycota; Eurotiomycetes; Eurotiales; Aspergillaceae
Product: H(+)-transporting V1 sector ATPase subunit F
Exons: 5
Coding region: 1-375 (124 amino acids)
Biological process (GO): proton transmembrane transport
Cellular component (GO): proton-transporting V-type ATPase, V1 domain; fungal-type vacuole membrane
Molecular function (GO): proton-transporting ATPase activity, rotational mechanism
Source: RefSeq, a predicted model, not a curated record